UUGGUAGAUAGGACCCGGACAAGCAGUCAGAGAGAGACCCUUUCUCUCUUUGCCUAUCAAAACCCUCGUCGAAUUCGGUCUGAGAAUUCUUACACACUUUGUGUUCCUCACAGACUCGCUCACUUCCUCUUUUUCACUCUCUCUUUCUCUCUCACAGACACCCAAAGAGCCACUCCAGAAGAAGAACUUCAAUGUCAGAACCUUCCGACGAGAACAACCACAUCGAGAAGCUCUACGAGUUCGGCGAGCGUCUCAACGACUCCAAGGACAAGUCCCAGAAUUUGAAGGACUACCAAGGGAUUAUCGAUGCCGCCAAGACCAGCAUCAAGGCCAAGCAAUUGGCUGCCCAGCUCAUUCCCAGGUUCUUCAAGUUCUUCCCUGGCCUUUCGGGCCUCGCCAUGGACACCCACCUUGAUUUGAUUGAGGAAGAAGAGCUCGGGGUUCGGGUGCAAGCUAUUCGGGGUCUCCCCCUUUUCUGUAAGGACACACCAGAACAUAUUGCGAAGAUUGUGGACAUUCUUGUGCAACUGCUUGCAGCUGAUGAAUUUGUGGAGCGUGAUGCUGUCCAUAAAGCUCUUAUGGCCCUCUUGAGGCAGGAUGUGAAAGCUUCUCUGACAGCCUUAUUUAAGCACAUUGCAAGUGUUGAUGAACCAAGCACCGAUGAAUUUAUACGGGAGAAAGUGUUAAGUUUUAUAAGAGAUAAGGUAUUUCCUAUUAAAGCUGAGCUCUUGAAGCCUCAGGAGGAAAUGGAAAGGCACAUUACUGAUUUGAUAAAAAAGAGUAUCGAAGACGUAACUGGAUCGGAAUUUAGAAUGUUCAUGGAUUUCUUGAAAAGUUUGAGCAUAUUUGGAGAGAAAGCUCCUCCAGAACGAAUGAAAGAACUAAUUGGAAUUAUUGAAGGGCAAGCUGACUUAGAUGCACAGUUCAAUGUUGAAGAUGCAGACCACAUAGACAGACUGAUAUCUUGCCUCUACAUGGCCCUUCCAUUUGUUGUGAGAGGUGCAUCAAGCAGCAAGUUCCUUAACUAUAUCAAUAAACACAUAAUACCUGUUUUUGAUAAGUUACCUGAGGAACGGAAGCUGGAUUUGCUUAAAGCCCUUGCAGAAAUUUCGCCUUACACAACGCCACCGGAUUCACGGCAGAUUCUCCCUUCUGUUGUUCAGCUGUUAAAGAAGUACAUGCCUCGGAGGAAAACUGGAGACGAGAUGAACUUUACUUAUGUUGAAUGCUUGUUGUACACGUUUCAUCAUCUUGCUCACAAGGUUCCGAAUGCCACAAAUAGUUUGUGUGGUUACAAAAUAGUUACUGGCCAACCAUCAGAUAGGCUUGGGGAAGACUUUUCAGAAUUGUAUAAAGACUUCACUGAAAGGUUGAGUAAUGUGGAGGAGCUAACUAGAGCCACCAUGAAGAAGUUAACACAGGGAAUGGCCGAACACAAUAAAGCAAUGGCAGCUGCCAAAUCUGAUGAAGCAAAGGGUAGCAUUAAAACUCAGAAGCAGAACACUACUACUGGAUUGCGCACCUGCAAUAACAUUUUGGCAAUGACGAAGCCAUUACAUUCGAAAACACCUUCAUUUAUUGGAGAUAAGAGUGUCAAUCUGUCUUGGAAAGAAGCAACAAAACCUCUCGUGCCCUCCACUACCACUGCUGUCGGAGGUAAGCGACCUGGAAACCCAGCUAAUGGAUCUGGCAACUUCCCUUCAAAGAAGGGCCGUGGAGGUGGUGGUUUACAAAAUCAGCUUGUUAAUAGGGCAUUGGAAGGCUUAUCUCAAGGUGGGAGAGGUGGACCAAGGGGCAGAGGCAGAGGGUGGGGUGGACGCGGAAGAGGAAGGGGUUACCGGUAACCUUGUUGAGUGGUGCAGCCACAAAUAAUUAGAUGGGCGGAAGAUUUGUACCAGAAGAAUACGAAUAGGAGUUCUUGAUUAUUGAAUUCUUCUCUUAGGGAGCAAGUUUUGUUUCAUAGAAGUUGAUUGGUCUCUAGAUUCAUUGUGUACUAACUCUAGUUUAUCAAUUCCUCUGGAGCUUGUCAAACAGGCCAAUUAGAUUUGGUGGGAUUUUAGUGCUCAUGGGUUCUUCAAACCUCUCAAACAUAGCUGCCGCUCAAAGAAGCAAUCCCAGACUAUUUGAGGAAUCAUUGCAGUUUCAGUGCAUGUAUGACUGCGUGUGCAUUAUAUUGCUGACUGCAUACUGAGGAACUAUUUUUAUAUUUUCUAUAAAUCCGAAUUAGUGAAUGGCAUUACUGUUA
Molecule: messenger RNA, 2245 nt
Organism: Ziziphus jujuba (common jujube)
Lineage: Eukaryota; Viridiplantae; Streptophyta; Magnoliopsida; Rosales; Rhamnaceae
Product: apoptosis inhibitor 5-like protein API5
Exons: 17
Coding region: 192-1844 (550 amino acids)
Biological process (GO): regulation of programmed cell death
Cellular component (GO): nucleus
Molecular function (GO): mRNA binding
Source: RefSeq, a predicted model, not a curated record